CAUUUAGUUUCUAAAUGUACUAUACUUAAUAAUACCUCUUAGAUAUAAAGUGGCUUAAAUGACCCGCAAAAAAACCCAACAUAUCGUUAUUUUUGCAGAAAGAUAAAGUAAGAAUUGACUUUAUUGCUUACAAUGGUUGGCUUGAGAACCUUGAGCUAAAUGCAUCAGGUACCAAGGAAGCAGGUAAAUUGAGAAGAUUCAUUAUGACAAGUGCUGAAAAACAUGUUCAUGCGAAAGACAUCACUCAUUCUGCUAUGAAAGAUAGCCAUCACCACCAUGAAAUAAUAAUAUGCGAUGAAUGUCUUGUUUUUCAAGCCAAAGGGUUUCAUUUUGCUUAUGAAUCCAUCCUGGAAAGGCCGGAGAUGUAUUCGUGGGGCACAAUUGACCAGUACGGUCCGAUUUCCUUUCCGUUGAGCUUUCACAUGACAGUAAUGACAAGCCACAACAAGACAACGCUGAAAAAGGACUGUACAACGACGCUGGAAGAUAUUAAAAUUUCCAAUGAUCCCAAAAUAUCCUCAGGCGAAAUGUCAGUCCAAGAGCUUGGAUCAAAGUCGGGUUCGUUUUCAUUCUUAGCGGAUGACAUUCAGUCUUGGUUCGGAAACCACUUCAACACAACAGUUUUGAAGCAUCUCCAGUUGAAAGUCAAUGGUUUUGCAAGCACGUUGAUCAAAACUAACAAUAUUUGCAAGGAUUUUCUGACAGGAGGGAUUUUCAUCAAUGUAGAUGACAAGUACUGUAACUGAUUUUUCAAUUUGUUAUAACAUUAAAAGCAUUAACUUUGAA
Cimex lectularius (bed bug) is the source of this 786-nucleotide messenger RNA. RefSeq lists its product as uncharacterized. NCBI's taxonomy places the organism in Eukaryota, Metazoa, Arthropoda, Insecta, Hemiptera, Cimicidae. The record is from RefSeq and is a predicted model, not a curated record. The transcript is spliced from 2 exons. Bases 204 to 746 code for a protein of 180 amino acids.